GAUAACAACUUGCAUGAAGGUGCACUAAUUGGCGACUUCAAUGGGGAAUUCUGGAGUGUGCACUACUAGAAAAAUGAAUUUUGGCAUCAAGAUCCAUAGCUUUCUACUUUUCGUUCACCCUAAACCCUAUGUUCAACUCCUUUGAUGAUUUUCGUUAAGAUUGGUAUAUGGGUCAGAUAACAAUGUUCAUUUUCAGUCAUCUUAGUUUCUCAUUUGCUUGUUUGUUUAACUGGUUAAGUGCUGACCAUUUUUUAUUUUUUAUUAACUUUGAACUGUGCAUUUGUGUCAAUAAUGUGCUUUUUUUCAAGUAAUUUAAUUUUGCAUUCGUUUGUUCGUUUAGUUGGGUAAUUCAAGUCUGAUUUUUCUUGUUGAUUAAUUGAACUAUGGAUUUUGUCAUUGUGUGAUUAGGUGAGGAAAAUGGAUAUGCUUGAUGGAGUUUCCAUUGUGCGAUCUGAGAAGGUGAAGGAUGAGUUGGUUUUCGAUGGAAAUGACAUUGAGCUUGUUUCUAGGUCAUGUGCCCUUAUCAAUCAGAACAAGGAUAUCAGGAAGUUUCUUGAUGGUAUUUAUGUUAGUGAGAAGGGGACCGCAUUAAUAAAGAAGGUGGUGAAAAAGAUCGUUAUGGGGAAAAAGAUUGGAGCAUGUAUUUAGUAGAAAGUCUAAAUUAAGGGUAUGUGUUUAUCUAUACUUGCAGUUUUUGUUCAUCAGAUUCAUUAUGUAAUGAAUGAGCUAGUUAUACUGGUUGAGAGAUAGUUAGUGCAAUGUACUAAUGAAAAUAAUAUUCAUCCACUUUCUCUCAUUUCCUUCUAUGUUAGGUUAACAGUGUGUGCUACUUCACUUUCUGUAACUGGAACUUUGGAAAGUUAAAUUAGUUAUGAGCUAAUUAUAUGAGCUAUUUCUGAAUGGAAAAUGUGCUAGGUAUGACUUUUUAAUUGAUUCCAAACAUAACUGGUUUUGUUUUUUUUUUUAAAAAAAAAAAGACUUUUCACAUCGGUUUUGGCAUAAACCGAUGUGAAAUGUGUAGUUUUCACAUCGGGGAUUUGAUUCCACCGAUGUGAAAUACAUGUGGAGAGUUGAAAAAGAAAUGACUAAACAGACUUUUCACAUCGGUUGCGGCAUAAACCGAUGUGAAAUGUGUAGUUUUCACAUCGGGUAUUUGAUUCCACCGAUGUGAAAUACACGUGCAGAUUUGAAAAAGAAAUUACUAAACAUACUUUUAACAUCGGUUGCGGCAUUAACCGAUGUGAAAUGUGUAGUUUUCACAUCGGCUGUGUACCCGAUGUGAAAAGGUGGGGACAUACCACAUCACCUUUGUUUACAUCGGUUGUAUACCCGAUGUGAAAAGUACUUUUCGCCCGAUGUGAAAAGUACUUUUUGUA
This is a messenger RNA of Lotus japonicus, 1376 nucleotides long. Its product is annotated as 60S ribosomal protein L9-like. Gene Ontology annotation, cellular component: ribosome; cytosolic large ribosomal subunit. The transcript is spliced from 3 exons. Gene Ontology annotation, molecular function: rRNA binding; structural constituent of ribosome. Gene Ontology annotation, biological process: cytoplasmic translation. The record is from RefSeq and is a predicted model, not a curated record. The coding region runs from base 418 to 648 and encodes 76 amino acids. NCBI's taxonomy places the organism in Eukaryota, Viridiplantae, Streptophyta, Magnoliopsida, Fabales, Fabaceae.